CAUAACGGGGUUACGGCUCGGCGUCGCUGAGCACGGGGCGUGAACGCUUAUCUGGAGCGAGCGGCGGCCGCUUUGCAUUGUGGGUGCCGGUGCUCAGGAUACACUCACAUCUCCAGGUCGGCCCUGUUGCGAGGAGAGCGGAUUGUACACAGCUCAGUAGCUGGUGAUCUGUGAAACCUAACACAGCAGCCAUGUCAUCGACAUCCCAGAAACACAAAGAUUUCGUGGCGGAGCCCAUGGGUGAGAAGUCCGUCAUGGCUCUUGCGGGCAUCGGCGACGUCCUUGGCAAAAGACUCGAGGAAAAAGGCUUCGACAAGGCAUAUGUUGUCCUUGGGCAGUUUCUGGUGCUAAAGAAAGACGAGGAGCUUUUCCGUGACUGGCUGAAAGACACUUGCGGGGCAAAUGCCAAACAGCAGGGUGACUGCUACGGCUGUCUGCGCGAAUGGUGUGACUCCUUCCUAUAAAGCGUCCGGUCCCUUUCUUUGUUUUGGUUUCUACUUUUGAAGUCCCAAAUGUACAUUACCUCUUCAGUGAUAUUGAAUCAACACAGCAACACCAUAUAUAAACUGACACUGUACACAGUAAUAGGGGUUAAUAAAAAUUAGCUCGUUUUGAAGUAUAUCUAAAAUUGUUACUGUAAAAACUAUGAAGUCCUUAGAGCCAAAAAUCCAUCCAGAACAGAAUUUACACUUUCUAGUCUCUUGAUCUUGGAAGGUUUGUCCAGUUAAACCUUCUCCAAGAUCACUGGAUCGGAUUUUACUUUUAUGGUUUUUUCAUUGAUAUAGUAAUUCACGGGGCAUAUUGCGAUGCUCGCUAAUGCCAGCUUGUUGUAAAAGUAAACAUUUUAGCCUCACAGAAACAAUUCAAUUUCCUUUUUUUUUUCCCAAAAUAAUUUCAAAUUUAAGUUCGCCACACAUUUCUUUCUGUGAAAGGUGAUGAUUUAUCAGUACAAUCCAUAAGAAAAUGUUAAAUAUUUCUACUCAUCCUCAAUUUUUGGACUGUUUGCCACUGUUUGCCUCUUUCAUUUAAAGCCCAAGGAAGGUGAUGUAAAAGGUCAUUUUCAUAUCCCACCGUAAUAUCAAAGGCAAUGCUGUAGUGACAAAAAUCCACAGACUAUAUUUAAACCUUGGAUCACCUGUCAGAAAUUUUAAAUGGCUUUUAUAGGGUGUGAUAUAAUGUAUGUAAACAAUAUCAGAGCAGGUGCUGAGACUGGUCUGCCAAGAAAACUGUUUUGUAAACGUUUGGAGAUGUGAAGAGUAAACUUGAAUAUUUCUACAGAAGAACAAGCAACAUGGCCAAAGUGGUAAUUUUGCAGGCUGUUUGAAAAUGAAUGCAAGGGUGUAAAAAUAAAGAUGCGGAUGCAGCAAAUUCAAACACUGCCUAAAAUGUGUCAGUGAUGCUGAUGAGUGUAGGCUGUACGCCCAAAGGAUGAUCUUUGCAACUGUAUGUCCAGCAAAAUAACAAGAUAUUACCACCAGCUUUGCCCAACAGAGGAUUAAAAACUGUCAUUUUGAACAGCCAAAGUGCAGAGGGUCACUACAGAAGUUUGUUACAGUGAAUCGGCUGAAGAUGCCCAUUUAGAUGUACUUAAAAUGGCUGCCACAAGACUUGUUUUUAAUGUAAGGGAAUGUAUUUUGUUGUAUGACUUAACUUUACUGCAUAUAAAUCAGUGCUCGUUCCCAUUACACUAUCAGUAUGCUGCGGCAGCCAUCCUAAGUGUACCAGAGACCAUGAUGCAUCAGUGUUUGUUCUUUUUGUCUGUUAGAUGGCUAAAUCAGACUAUUUGUUUAUUUUCCAGAGAUGAUAAUUCUGGGAUUAACUUAAGCAGGUCCCUGUCAGUCUCGCCCUGUGAAUCAAAAACCCACAGACAGGACAACCAAUCUUAUACUGGACUUCACUCAGUGCAGAAAUAAUAUAAGCUAUCUGUCUUGUAGCCUACAUCAAACGCUUGGGGGAAAAAAAUCAGUUUCCAUUGGCUUUAAAUGAAAAUAGUUUACCAUCUUAUUAUAUAUAUAUAUAUAUAUAUAUAUAUAUAUAUAUAUAUAUAUAUAUAUAUAUAUAUAUAUAUAUAUAUAUAUAUUGAAGACCAACAAGCCUAAUUUAGUCAAGUGUCGAUACAUUUGCUGAUUUUAAUCUGCAGUAGCUUGAUGUUGUCUUUUUAUAUUUUCUACAUGUGAGAUGCCUUAAUGCAUGUUGUUACAUUUUAGUGAAUCCAAUGAACCUUGAGUUGUUGAGUAGUGCAUGCAGACGUCCAUGCUGCUUACCCAGUGUCACAUCCUCCUCCACGCAUAAUUUGAUGCUUGCACCCACAAAACA
This is a messenger RNA of Myripristis murdjan (pinecone soldierfish), 2316 nucleotides long. RefSeq names its product barrier to autointegration nuclear assembly factor 1 (gene banf1). NCBI's taxonomy places the organism in Eukaryota, Metazoa, Chordata, Actinopteri, Holocentriformes, Holocentridae. Gene Ontology annotation, cellular component: nucleus; condensed chromosome. The record is from RefSeq and is a predicted model, not a curated record. The transcript has 3 exons. Gene Ontology annotation, molecular function: DNA binding. Gene Ontology annotation, biological process: chromosome organization. Bases 192 to 464 code for a protein of 90 amino acids.